AUGACUUCCACCACCGCCGCCCCCAAACCGCCUCGGCCAUGGUGGCAUUUACUGCCCCUCACAACCAUCAUUCUCUUCUUGUUGGGUUCUCAGAUCUGUGCUGUUUCAGCAGCAGAAAAUGGCAUUGAUUUGAGUCUAAAGAAACUCAAAUUUGAAAACCCAAGUCUUGCACAAGCCUACACUGCAUUACAAGCAUGGAAACUAGCCAUUUUCUCUGAUCCAUUCAACUUCACUGCAAACUGGAUAGGCCCUAAUGUUUGCUCCUAUGGAGGAGUGUAUUGUGCAGCAUCUACGCGCAAUGCAUCGUACAACGUUGUGGCUGGUAUUGAUCUCAACCACGGUGACAUAGCCGGGUACCUCCCGGAUGAGCUCGGGUUAUUAACCGAUCUUGCGCUCUUCCACAUUAACUCUAACCGGUUUUGUGGCGUAGUCCCCGGGAGUUUCAACAAAUUGAAGCUCCUUUUUGAGCUCGAUCUUAGUAACAAUCGCUUUGUAGGGGGUUUUCCUGAAGUAGUACUCUCAUUGCCUUCAUUGAAAUUCUUGGACUUGAGGUUCAAUGAAUUCGAGGGCCCUGUCCCGAACAGGCUUUUCGACAAGGAGUUGGAUGCGGUUUUUCUUAACGAUAAUAGGUUCCGGUUUGGCAUACCAGAGAAUCUCGGGAAUUCGCCCGUGUCUGUUUUAGUGUUGGCCAAUAAUAACCUCGGAGGUUGUAUACCAGGCAGCAUUGGUAAAAUGGAGAAUACUUUGAAUGAGCUGAUAUUGUUGAAUGAUAAUUUAACUGGCUGCUUGCCUCCACAGAUGGGAAUGCUGAGAAAUCUAACUGUGUUUGAUGUUAGUUUUAACAACCUCCAAGGUCCUUUGCCAUCGGAGAUUAGUCAAAUGAGGAGCCUCGAGCAGCUAGAUGUGGCACACAACCGCCUCACGGGGGAGGUGCCGGCUGCCGUCUGCCAGCUUCCCAGGCUGCAAAACUUCACGUAUUCGUUCAAUUACUUCACCAAAGAGGCACCACAAUGCGCGAGAUUUGGGGGCGGAAAAGUGUCAGAUGGGCGAAAGAAUUGUAUUUCAGGAAAGAAUGAUCAAAGGUCUGUUAAAGAGUGUUCUGGUGAUGAUGCUAAGCCAUUUGAUUGUAGCAAGUCGAAGUGCGGCGGCGGUGCACCAAAGCCAAUCAGAAGGCCACCGGUUUCACAAAAGCCACCAUCGCCAAAGCCAGGUAACGGGCCGCAGCCGUUUAAUACGCCACCACCACCUACAUCAAGGUCUUCACCAAGUACAAAAUCACACCCUCCACCUCCAACGAAGUCCUUCAACGCGCCGCCAUCUCCUCCGCCACCCACCCACAAAGUGUCUCCGGGGACUCAUCUGUGGCCACCACCUCCCCCAGUUCAGCAUGAGAAACCCUCUAAGCAUGCACAUCCACCAUCACCACCACCACCAACUUAUGAACUUGUGACACCAUCGCCGCCAUUCCCGUCUCCUCCACCACCAGUGUCCUUUGAGCCCACUACUCCGCCACCCCCACAGCCUCAGAGCUCAACUCCACCGCCCCCACCACCAACACCAACACAUUAUGGUUACACUCCGCCACCGCCUGAGAGCUCAACUCCUACCUAUCAACCUAAAUCACCUCCACCGCCACCAACUCAUCACGGUUACCUUCCUUCUCCACCGCCGGAACACCAGCAUUCAAUUCCACCAGCUCCGUCACCAUCAGGGUAUUCCCCAUCACAUCCUCAUUCCCCACCAUCACCCUCCGGCGGCUGCUAUGAACCACCCCCAGCGCCACCAACAUAUGCACAUUCAUCACCCCCACCAUACGCCCACUCAUCGCCUCCGCCACCCUCUCCACCACCGCCACAUUACGUUUACUCAUCCCCUCCGCCACCCUAUCCAUCACCACCACCGCCACAUUACGUGUAUUCGUCACCUCCGCCACCCUAUCCAUCGCCACCUCCACCGCCAGUGUUCAAAAACAUUCCACUACCACCCAUAAGAGGAGUCUCCUACGCAUCUCCUCCACCCCCUGCCAUUCCAUACUACUGA
Messenger RNA from Fraxinus pennsylvanica, 2040 nucleotides. NCBI's taxonomy places the organism in Eukaryota, Viridiplantae, Streptophyta, Magnoliopsida, Lamiales, Oleaceae. The record is from the annotation of a GenBank genome assembly.